CAAAGAAAAUGUAUUCAAUUCAAGUGGACAAAACGUUUCAGCAAAUUAUAAAGCUAUUUUACCUGAGUGGAUUAUGGCAAAGUGACGAAGAAUUCAAAUACCGCAGAAUAAGCAAGAGAUUAUUUUACACUUUUUUCGGUGCUUUGUUCCCAAUGUUUUUUUCAUCUAAUUUUUUUCUCUGUGACGAUCGAAAUGAAUCCAUUUUUUCAGUGCAGGCAGUCGUUAUAGUUUCGGUAGCUUACGUGAAAUUUUUGUACCUUCUGUUCAAGAAACCAGAGAUCCUCGUAUUUUUAUUCGAUCAGACCGUUGUUCACUCAAUUAAAAAUCGUGAAGAAUAUGAGCGAAUGAACAGAAAAAUAGAAAAUUUCAUGCGAUUUAUACGUCUGUACUGUUGGGCUUUCUUCAUCACUGCUCCUUUACUCAUAGUAAUGCCAAUAUUCUCCGACGACAAAGAAUUGCCUAUUUCCAUCAGUUUAUCGUGGAACGAUUCAGAAAUUGUUUAUUGGUUGGCCUAUUCGUUCAUGUCAUUGUCAACUGUCUUGUACAUCACAGCUAACCUAAUUACGCCGCUCAUUUGGUACAUAAUGCUGAAUUACUGCAUUGAAUACGAGUUGUUGGGAAAUAAAUUGGGGAAAUUGGGAGUAGGAAAGAAGAUUGUUGAGACAGUCACGAAACAUAAAAACUUGAGAAUGUCACAACGAAGUAUGUUCGUUGAAGAUUUGAUUGUUUUGAUAAGAUCCCAUCGCAACUUAACAGAAACAGUUGAGCGAUUCCGAUCUUGUUUCUCGACAUUAUUUUUGGGUCAAAUCACCACCAGCAGUAUCUGUAUUUGUGCUUCAGUUUACAGCUUGGCCUUUGCGUCGAAGGAAAAUAUUGUUCAGACAGAAAUGUUUGUCAUUAUCCUGCUCUAUGGAAUUUUUGAUAUUUUUCUGGUUAUGUACUUGGCAAACGACAUAACCAUUGCGAGUGGAUGACUAUCUUUCUGCUUAUUUGAGUCAAAUUGGAUGGAGCGGACAGAAUCUUGUGGACAAUAUGUUCUUAUCCUUGGUGAAGUGUUGAAUCAACCACAACAAUUGGUGGUCUUGAUAUAUCCAAUGAACUUGGAAACUUUUGUGAGGAUAAUCAAUGGUGCAUACAGCAUGUUCAACAUCCUAAAAAACUUUCAAUGA
Molecule: messenger RNA, 1169 nt
Organism: Bradysia coprophila
Lineage: Eukaryota; Metazoa; Arthropoda; Insecta; Diptera; Sciaridae
Product: putative odorant receptor 71a
Biological process (GO): detection of chemical stimulus involved in sensory perception of smell; sensory perception of smell
Cellular component (GO): plasma membrane
Molecular function (GO): olfactory receptor activity; odorant binding
Source: RefSeq, a predicted model, not a curated record